GAGAGGAAAAUGCAUCAUCUGCCUUCUUCUGGCAGAGCCUCCUGCAUCCUGCAGGUUUUAGGCAUUUACAGCAGAGAUCUCCUGUGUGGGCUGGCUUUCAGUGCAAGAUUUAAAUGGCCUCUCCUUCACUGCUUCUGUUUUAUUUCUAGGACUUUUGGAGAUGUUUGUAGAGCGCUUAUCAAUGCCACAGGAGGAGAGGUGGCCAUAAAGAAAAUAAAUCUUCAAGGACUGAGGAAGAAGGAACUAAAAGUCAAUGAACUCACGGUCAUGAAAAUGAAUAGGAAUCCGAGUCUAGUCAACUAUUUAGAGAGCUACCUUCUGGGUGAGGAACUCUGGCUGGUUAUGGAGUACAUGGAUGGAGGCACUCUGAGCGACAUCAUCAGCAAGACCCACCUGUCUGAAGAUGAGACAGGAGCCAUCAGUCGGGAGUGCCUGCGAGGACUGGAUUUUCUCCACUCAAACCACGUGAUCCACCAAGAUGUGAAGAGUGGCAACAUCCUUUUCAGAACCGAUGGCUCUGUCAAGCUGGCUGACUUUGGCCUCUUUGCUCAGCUCACCUCCGAGCAGAGCAGGCAGAGCUCCGUGGCCAGCACUCCUGGGUGGAUGGCUCCUGAAGUGCUGACAGGUCAACCAUAUGGCCCCAAAGUGGACAUAUGGUCUUUUGGAAUCGUGGGCAUCGAAAUGGUGGAACGAGAAGUUCCUUACUGGAAUGCCACUCCUGUCUUGGCUAAGCUCCUGACAGCCAGGGGAGAGAGACCACGGCUGCGGCAGCCCAACCGAUUCUCGCCUUGCCUGCGAGACUUCCUGAGCUGCUGCCUGCAGAGAGAUGAGGCGCGGCGCUGGUCUGCCAAGGAGCUCCUGCAGCAUCCAUUUGUAACUUCAGCCAAGCCAGCGUCCAUCCUUGGACCACUCGUCAGUUCAGUAAGGAAGAAGAAGGAGACAAGAAUGUAAAAAUCAAGAUGUUAUCUCCCUAAGUAACUUAGAGUAGGAUUGUAGAGUUGCAAUUGUUGAAUACUUUUGUAGUAUAGGUUUAUAGAGUAGGAUUGGUAUUAAAUAAAGUUUCUUAAACAUCAA
This is a messenger RNA of Haemorhous mexicanus (house finch), 1074 nucleotides long. RefSeq names its product serine/threonine-protein kinase PAK 3-like. The record is from RefSeq and is a predicted model, not a curated record. Lineage: Eukaryota; Metazoa; Chordata; Aves; Passeriformes; Fringillidae. The transcript is spliced from 7 exons. Bases 10 to 951 code for a protein of 313 amino acids. Gene Ontology annotation, biological process: intracellular signal transduction; protein phosphorylation; regulation of MAPK cascade. Gene Ontology annotation, molecular function: protein serine/threonine kinase activity; ATP binding. Gene Ontology annotation, cellular component: cytoplasm.